ACGUCGGUUCCCCUCUCGGCCGAGUUCCUCUCGUGAAAAUGGCGGAAGAAGAGGUAGUGGCGAAUACGGUGGAAGAACCACUAGAUCUUAUUCGUCUCAGCUUGGAUGAAAGGAUUUAUGUCAAGUUAAGAAAUGACAGAGAACUUAGGGGGAAACUACAUGUACGUAAUUUUUUACUUCUUUUCUUCUCUACCGUCUUAAACUUAGUACAGCUGCAGUCUGCAAUUAGCUUAAAUGUAAGUUUAUUAAGGAAGAACUUAACUGAAAAAGUACAAAUCAGAGCUGAAUUGUACAUUUAUUAAACGGAAAAAUUAAGAACAAGGUAAGUGAUAUUCUUUAUAAAGUAAAUCUCGAUGAAAGCCCAUAUCUUGAAAGCGGUUAAAACCGUUAUAGCCAUUUAUCCUGGUGCCUUAGUGGAAGUAAAGGUACUUAUUCUUCGGUUAGACAGUCACAGUAUUUCCACAACACUUGCUGUGACUCAAUGUUUUAACUGUCUGACACCUCAAAACAUAUUGUAAGAGGUUGUGAAGACUUCAAAGUAGCUUAAAUUUUUGUCACAACAUUGUCAUUGGACAUUAGGCUGUGAAAACAGCUGACAUUUCAUGACACCACCACUGGUUUCCUCAUGAAAUAUCGUCUAUAAGGCAAGAGGGCAGAAAUUCCAUACUGAUGAUGUAUCGCUACCCGGAUCUGGGUAGUGCCUCUGAUUGGUCAUGGCAUACUGAAGCAUCAGAUGUCAUUUUGCGGGAAACGAGUGUUGAUGUCACAAAAUGUCAGCUGUUUUCUCAGGCUUCUUUAAUAACAUAAUAAUAAUAACAUUUACUUCUAUAGCGCCAUUUCCAUUGCUGUCCAAUGGUGCUUUACAAUAACAAUUAAUUUUUCUAUAAAAACAGAUUAAAAAAAAAAAAAUAGAAUUAAGCUAUGCAUUAAAAUUUACAAAAUUGUUAAAAUGAAUAAAAAUAUGAAUAAAAUCAAAUAAAAAUCGUAUAAAAAGAAAAUGUAGGAAAUAUGAUCCUAGAAUGAUUAUAUAUUAAAAGCCUUCUUAAAAAGAUAAAUUUAACUAAACGUUUAAAUUGAUUAAGACAACCGCAGCACCUUUCAUUCUUGGGUAAUUCGUUCCACAGAGCAGGGGCUGCGGAUGAGAAGGUUCUGUAACCAUAGGUUUUAGAUUAUAGUACUUACUGACGAGACGAUUGGUAUUAUUGAGAAGAUUUAGGGUUCCUACUCAGUACGUACAGCUUAACUAAUUCGGACAGACAAGUUGAAGCAAGAUUAUUCAGCGCCUUAUAACUUAUUAUUAUUCACUCAAAAUAUUUCCCCGAUUCUGAUUGGCUAAAAGCACACGCGUAGUUCACCAGAACCAGUUUCUGAUGACCAAAUUUGGAAGAAUUUUGUGUUUAACAAGGAAAUGACGUCAAAAAUGCAGCGUUCGUGCAGGUUACAGGAAUUUCAGGCUUUUACAGUUUUUCAUAACUUGCAAGUGCUUAUUAGUUAUUUUGUUAAUGAAAUUUUUUUUUUCACUUGUAAUUAUUAAAUUUGAUUUUUUAUACAGGCUUAUGAUCAGCACCUUAACAUGAUCCUGAGUGAUGUAGAGGAAACUAUAACAACUGUUGAAAUCGAUGAAGAAACAUAUGAAGAACUUUUCAAGGUACAUUUAUCUACAAUAGAAUCAAAUAAUUAUAAAAGAAAUUAUAUAAUCUAAUUCUGUUCCAAUUACUUAGUCCAAUUGAAUUUAAAGUUUUUUGCUUUCCAACUUAUUGGUUCUUCUGCCUCAUCCAGUGUUGAGGUUAAUCUCCAAAUAACCCAGUGUUGGACACUAUAGGGGGACACUAUAGUUGUUUUGUCUUCAGCACCAGUAAAAAAAAAUGACUACGUAAGUGUUCAUUUGUGUAAACAAUGCAGGUGUUUGGGUAUCAAAAUCAUGGUGAUACGUUUGUCUGUGGUACAGGAAAGUGACCUGCUUGUAAACUUCAAACCUAAUGCCUUGUCCUAGCUCCCUACAACACCAAGAAUAUAUGGUGUUCAAUACAUCAGCUUCCACAGCAGAGUCUCCAUUGUAGCCAAUCUGUGUUUAUUUUGCUAGAAUUUCCCUGAGACUGAAUUAAAAGCAGGAUGUGUAAAAAUAAUAACCAUGAAUCAUCGACAAAUAACUCGGGCUGCAGAGGAAUUAUUUGUGUCUUAAUUCCAGUUAAAUUUUACAUACAUUGAUAGUGUAAAUCACCUUUGUUGAUUAUUAACUAUCAUGCGAUUGUGUUACAAAUCUGACAAAAUGUUAUCCAAUUCUCUGAAAAACUAUUGAAGGCAAUGAGUGCGGACAAAUUACAGCGACUUACAGAUAAUAGAGAGACUCCUUUUCUUCUUGGCACUUUGUGCCUUGCCUCUGCAUCUAUGGGCCUUACUUGUUUGGUCAGGAAAGCUUUGCUUUCUUAUGCAUUGCCCAAAGGGCUACACAUUCAUUCAUUUCCACAGAGCAUAGAGUAAUAUUUUGGUUAAUGAUGUAAUAUUUGAUUAUACAGUAAAAGGUCAAGGCUAUUUGCGCUAUCAACAUCAACUGUAAAAUGUAACUGAAAUCAAGGUCAAAUUACUCCUCUGCGCCCUGUGCAAAUAAUAAGAAACCUAGGCCUAUACACUAGUUUAUGUUUCAAACAAUGGAAACAACCCUCCCACCAUUUGUAAUUAUCACCAUUCAUCAAUAGUAAAGUUGAAUGAAAACUUUGAUGCCCCAUUUGUAAUGGAAGAAGAGAUUUACCUCUCAGAUAACUGUGGACUUUGUUUUCAACAGACGACAAAAAGGAAUAUACCGAUGCUAUUUGUGAGAGGUGAUGGUGUCAUUUUAGUUUCUCCACCAUUACGUGUGGGAUUAUAAAGACUGAAAGAAGUUGGCAGUCUAGGAAACGAAACCUACCAAGCAGUCUAGGAGCAGUUCCUUCCAAAAAUAUUUAUUUUAUAGUUUUUUGUUGCUCUUCCGUGUUUUCUCUACAGACAUACAAUGUAAUUUAGUGAAAGAUCAAGUUUGGAAAAAAGUGCUGAUUAAAAUAAUGUUGUCUAGGGAAAUUGAGUAUCAUUCAGUGUACUUAGUCCUUGUUAUUAAAACUUCCUAGUACUUCUGCCAUGUACUUGUAGACAAACUACAGCUUUAUUUCUUGUGCUCUGUUGUCUCAGGAAUUUAAUCAUAUAAAUAAAGCUCUGUUGAAAUUGAGUUAAGUGCUGUUGAGUUUUCAAUUAAAACUGCUAUUAGCACUGGGCCCA
Molecule: messenger RNA, 3249 nt
Organism: Porites lobata
Lineage: Eukaryota; Metazoa; Cnidaria; Anthozoa; Scleractinia; Poritidae
Source: the annotation of a GenBank genome assembly